UAUAAAUCCCCUUCUCUGGCAUAUCCCUCAGCACGGCGGGACGUGAGACCCUGGCACUUCGGUCCCCUUGCAGCUUGUGCCCCUGGCCUUUGGGUUGCUGGGACUUUGAACUCCUCGGCCCCGCUGCCCAAUCCCCGCUAGCUCGUUUCCAUAGGGGGCCCCCGGGCAUUUCUUGGUGGGUGAUUCCUCUGCUCCCGCUGCUGCACCAGGAUGUCGGAGAAACGCGCAGAGGAGGCGCCAGCAGAAGUGGGUGCCAAGGAAGUUGGUGGUGUCUCGAUAAUAGUCAGGAGUGCUGGUAGCAUAGAAUCUGAGGAAUUGAAAGAAAAGAAGGAAAAACUGGAGGAGAAGACUGUCUGCAAAGAAAAGAAGAAGGAGAUAACAGAGGAUGAGGAAAAUGGUGCGGAGGAGGAGGAGGAGAAUCCUGAGGACGUGGAUGAAGAAGAGGCAGGAGAAGAGGAUGAAGAUGGAGAUGAGAAUGGGCAGGAGCAGGACGGACAUGCAGCAAAACGAUCUGCAGAGGAAGAAGAGGAGGUGGGUGAUGGCACUGGAAGCAGAGGGGGCAAAAGGGAUGAAGUUGAUCCAAAGAGACAGAAGACAGAAAAUGGGUCUUCAGCUUGAGUUCUCUCUUCUUACCCUUUUCUGCUCCAUCUAUCUCUCCUCCCUCCAUUCCAGCCUGUGCUUGCACUUCUCAUUUAGCCUCUGGCUUCACACAAUCUCAGAUGAGGAAGGAUUAGAAAUGCUCUCAGACAGAGAAGAGGGCAUGGGACUAAGAGUUUCCCUUCCACC
This is a messenger RNA of Gopherus flavomarginatus (Mexican gopher tortoise), 786 nucleotides long. It is a transcript of the gene PTMS, whose product is annotated as parathymosin. The record is from RefSeq and is a predicted model, not a curated record. Gene Ontology annotation, cellular component: nucleus. Gene Ontology annotation, biological process: negative regulation of apoptotic process; positive regulation of transcription by RNA polymerase II. NCBI's taxonomy places the organism in Eukaryota, Metazoa, Chordata, Testudines, Testudinidae. The coding region runs from base 211 to 618 and encodes 135 amino acids. The transcript is spliced from 6 exons. Gene Ontology annotation, molecular function: histone binding.